Onychostoma macrolepis is the source of this 1823-nucleotide messenger RNA. Its product is annotated as tripartite motif-containing protein 16-like. Gene Ontology annotation, molecular function: zinc ion binding; protein binding. The record is from RefSeq and is a predicted model, not a curated record. Lineage: Eukaryota; Metazoa; Chordata; Actinopteri; Cypriniformes; Cyprinidae. Bases 19 to 1650 code for a protein of 543 amino acids. The transcript is spliced from 6 exons.
CUGUAUUAGUGCAGGAAAAUGGCAGAAGCCAGAUUUUCUCAGGAUGAGUUCUUGUGUCCGGUGUGUCUGGAUCUCCUGAAGGAUCCAGUGACCAUCCAGUGUGGACACAGUUACUGUAAGAGCUGUAUUACAGACUGCUGGGAUCAGGAGGAUCAGAUGAGAGUCUACAGCUGCCCUCAGUGCAGACAGACCUUCAGUCCAAGACCUAUUUUAGGUAAAAACACCAUCUUGGCUGGAAUGGUGGAGAAACUGAAGAAGACUAAUCUUCAAAGUGUGGUUCCUGCUGGAGCUGGAGAUGUUCAGUGUGACGUCUGUACUGGAAGAAAACACAAAGCUGUCAAGUCCUGUCUGGUGUGUCUGAACUCUUACUGUCAGAAUCACCUCGAACAACAUGAGAGUUUGUUUAAAGGAAAGAGACACAAUCUGACUGAAGCCACUGGACGACUGCAGGAGAUGAUCUGCCAGAAACAUGAGAAGCUCCUUGAGGUUUUCUGUCGCACUGAUCAGAAAUGUAUAUGUGUGCUGUGUAUGGAUGAACAUAAAAACUAUGACACUGUAUCAGCUGCAGCACAGAGGACAGAGAAUGAGAGAGACUUGAAGGAGACGCAGAAGACGUUCCAGCAGAGAAUCCAGCAGAGAGAGAAAGAUCUCCAGCAGCUGAGAGAGGCUGUGGAGUCUCAGAAGCGCUCUGCACAGACAGCAGUGGAGGACAGUGAGAGGAUCUUUACUGAGCUCAUCCGCUCCAUUGAGAGAAGCCGCUCUGAGCUGAUACAGCUGAUCAGAGAUCGGGAAAAGCAAGCAGUGAGUCGAGCUGAAGGACGACUGGAGCGACUGGAGCAGGAGAUCAAUGAUCUGAGGAGGAGAGACGCUGAGCUGGAGCAGCUUUCACACACACAGGAUCACAUCCAGUUCCUGCAGAGUUUCCAGUCUCUCUCAGCUCCUCCUGAAUCUACAGAUGUAAAUGAUGAUCUCUUCAGUUCUCUCGUCUCUUCUGAUGAUCUGAGAGAAUCUGUUCAUCAGCUGAGAGACAAACUGGAGGAUUUCUGCAAAGAGGAGCUCAAGAAGAUCUCAGACAGAGAAACAUUCACCAACAUUGUUCCCAGGACCAGGAACCACUUCCUACAAUAUUCCCAUCAGCUCACUCUGGAUCUGAACACAGCAUAUAAAUACCUCCAUCUGUCUGAGAGAAACAGAGUGGUUACUGACACUGACACAGUCCAGCCGUAUCCUGAUCAUCCAGACAGAUUUGAUGGUUAUGCUCAGGUGUUGUGUAGAGAGAGUGUGUGUGGACGCUGUUACUGGGAGCUGGAGUGGAGUGGAAAUGGUGGUGUGUCUAUAUCAGUGUCAUAUAAGAGCAUCAGCAGGAAGAGAUCGGGUAAAGAGUGUGGGUUUGGAUCUAAUGAUCAGUCCUGGAGUUUGAUCUGCCGUCCCUCCAGAUACUCUUUCUAUCACAGUAACAUAGAGACUGAUCUCUCUGUGAAGCCCAUCAUCAGUAGAAUAGGAGUGUUUGUGGAUCACGGAGCAGGAACUCUGUCCUUCUACAGCGUCUCUGACACAAUGAGCCUCAUCCACACAGUCCAGACCACAUUCACUCAGCCGCUCUAUCCUGGGUUUGGGGUUUUUUAUGGAUCAUUAGUGAAACUGUGUUGAUGAAUCAGAAUAGACUGAGGAGAGAUUCUACCCAUAAUGCUUUGAGCUUCAUGACAAAUCAGUAACAGUGAGAUGUUACAGAAUCUCUUCUUUUCUCCUCAUAAUAUUAUUACUGUAGCCAAACUUCUGUCAGUGAAAUAACAUCAGAAUAAAUGUGUUAAUAAAUCCUCAUA